Helobdella robusta is the source of this 570-nucleotide messenger RNA. RefSeq lists its product as hypothetical. Bases 1 to 570 code for a protein of 189 amino acids. The record is from RefSeq and is a predicted model, not a curated record. The transcript has 2 exons. NCBI's taxonomy places the organism in Eukaryota, Metazoa, Annelida, Clitellata, Rhynchobdellida, Glossiphoniidae.
AUGUCAUUUUGUAAAAAAAGAGACAACAUAACAAAACUUAAUCUACUUAAAUUGGUGCAAAUCAAAGAAGAGAUCCAUUUCAAUUAUGAGGUCCUGGUUAAUGCGUUGAAUUUACGCUACGGUGAAGAGCACAUGAAACAAAUAAAUUGGUUCCAGUUACGAAACCGGGAGCAGCGACUUGGAGAGUCAACGAAGCAGCUUGCACAGGAUAUUGAACGGUUGACUCUGCUGUCAUACCCACAACGCAGAAAAGAAACUGGAUUGGAAGCGUUUGUAAAGGCUGUUCGAGAUUCAAAUUUUAGACAAACCCUCAUACUAGCGGACAAUCGCAGCCUCAAAGACGUCGUUGCCUACAGUCUUACAUUCGAGUCAGCUAAGCAAGCAUCAAAGACUGACGCCAAUUUUGUGAAGAAUAUAGAAGACAUCUACAACGAAAUUGUAAACAACGCCCUGGAAACAAUUACUGUCGCUAGUGUGCAGAACAAAAGAUUGGAAGAUGACCCCGCGUCACGACCGACUGUCUCAAACAGGGAGGCGGGAUGCUAUUUGAAAGCCAAUUUUGCGGUGUAG